AUGAGUGGUGUGAUGUGACCACUGACGGAAUUCGGAUCGAUUGAACUUUGCACAAGUACCCACACGGGAACCACGCUGCUUUUUGGUUCAUGCGUCAGAUAAGGCGACAGUCGUUGCCCACUCGGUGUUUGAUGAUUGCGUGUAAUCGGCUCACCGUUCGGUAAUAGACAAUAGACUUUGAACGGUAUUGUUCAUUUUCUCUGUUCAGUAAUUCGGCUCUCAAAGUGUACCGCGCGGUCGGACGCGCAUAGAAAGUGGAGAAACUUCGUAACCAGGAAUAGUGGCAUCCUACGCCAGGAGACGCUCAAUCAAGAUUAUAGGAAUGGUGCCAAAAUGGAUUUUUGCAAUCCUCGGAUUUCUUUGCUACGUCUCAGCAGCGGAGACAGAUGAAUUAGGCUCAGUUAUAACAUGGUCUGAAUUAGAAUAUGAAGAUGCUUGUGGAAAAGCUGCCAAUGCCACGUGGGAAUUUCUCGAAACCCCUACAAAUGAGACUCUUGACCUUUGGGAAGCUGCACAACAACAAUACAACUAUUUAACGCAAUAUGAGAGAAACAUAACAAUUGAGGCCAUCAGUGGGAUGGACACUUCCCAUUACAGAUUAAAAAUAAAACAACUCGAAAAACCAGGAGACGCCAUGUUAAACGAGGAAGAUUGGGAAAAUUUUAUCCACUUUGCUGGAACUGCAGAGUUGAUGAGAAGCUAUCCAGAAGAUUCGAGGGCUACAUCUCGAGAGGGAAUGGAGCACUUAUUGUCGCAAAGUAAAGAAGCAAAUGAAAAAUUGAGCCUCUGGUCUAGUUGGCACAAUCAAUUGGCACAUCUGCAAACCAAUUUUUCACAAAUUCUGCCUCUUGUGAAGGAAGCUGCCAAAUUAAAUGGAGAGAAUGAUCCUCAGGCUUACUGGGAAAUGUUAUCUGACUAUCCAGAAGGUUACACAAAUUUAAAAUCUUUAUGGGACGAAAUUUCUGCUUUACACAAGAAGCUCGUAAAUUUUAUUGCUCUUCGUUUGGCUACGAAGUAUAAAAUUCCCUUGAAUAAUACUGUUCCAGCACAUUUAUUGGGCUCGCUGCAAGGCAAAGAAUGGACCAACUUAAUAGCUGAUGUAAUAGAACAUACUGAUACAAUUUUCGAAAUAAAGGAAUAUAUGUGGGAAAAGAACUUAAUAGGAAGUAAUUUGUACAAAGAAGCAUCGAAACUGGGUAUGGCAAUGAUGAAGCAAGCUCCAGAGGCUGAUUUUUGGGAGAAUAGUGAGUUCAACAAAACGUGCCCAUCACGCCUGAUUAAUUCUUGCAAAGAGGGGAAAAUGAGAGUCUUUUCCUGUUAUGAAGCCUCGAUAUCUAAUUACAUAGCAGCCCAUAAAAAUGUUGGAAAAUUGUUGUUCAACCAAUUGACAGUAAGACGAGGCUAUCCCAUUUUAGAAGUUUCCAAUCGAUACUCUGUUUUAGAGGAAAGCUUUGCUGAGUAUUUUGGUCUGAUGGCCAUGAGUCCAGCAUGGUUGGGUUCAGUUGGAUUGGUACAGAGAGAGAAGUGGGAAUCAGAUGAUGCGUUCAAAGAAAAAAUUAGAUUAGUAUCAGUAAUGAUUUCUGCCCUCGAUAUUUUGCCCCGACUGGCAUAUUAUAUUUCCGCUGAUUUGUGGAGAUUAAAUGUUUUAAAGAAGGAAAUAACUGAUCCAAAAGAAUUGACUGAAUCUUGGUGGAAGCACAGAUUACAAUACGAGGCUGUGACAUCUAUCUCUCAAGAAAUCCCAUCAUAUUUAGAUGAUGAUCUUAUCACAAGAAACCGACCCUACAUUUCAAAAUUUGUCGGAACUCUUGUCGCUUUCCAGCUGUACGAGCAUUUCACUGAAAGCAUUCAAGUACAGUUCGAUCCCAUCAAGAGUAACAGCAACUUUGCAAAAAUCGCCAUAAACUCGAGCCUGGAUAACUGGAUGGAAGUAGUAAAGAAAUUCACUGACAACGAAAUCGAGGAGGUCUCUGCGAUUUCUCUGACGACCUUCUUUUCAGACUUGGAAAGUCUUACGGAUAAAGCAAAAUCUGAUUUCCCAAUACCAAUACAGAGACAGACUGAAUUUGAAAAUCAGGAGGCAAUAUAUCGUCAAAAAGCUCAUACUCCGACUACAACUACUACAACGACGACGACUACAACCACAACAACUACAACUCACAGCCCAAUCACUAAAAAUGGAAGGAAAGCUGAAUUACUCGUCGUUUCCAAAGCAGAGGAAGUUGCUUCCACAGAGGCUACGAAAGCUAAAAUAUACACCUUGAAAGUCCCUAAAACCAUAACUACUGAAGAAACGGAACCAAAGCCUACAAACAAAGCAGUUUAUGCAGUAGGGUCCGUUCUUGUAGCGGCAGUUCUAGUCUGCAUUAUUGCCAUUUUUGGAAGGAGAAGAUGCACCAAAACGCCAAAGAAUAGGAGAUAUGUCUAACAGUAGCAUCAAGUUUUUGAGAUUUAAUAUUUAUUUCCUGCGAAAUGAUCACAACAAAAGAGUAGUGAUCCGAUAGUACUUCCUUUCAAUCAGAGAAGAAACAAAAAACAAUAUUCAAGUAUCAGUCUGCUAAUCUGCUUAAACAAAAUCACAAGUAGAGCUGUCCUCGUUGAAAGAAAGAGUAAAGUAAACUACUUACUAAACUAAACGGGUAAUAGCUCCAUUAUUCUACAAAAAAAAUGUUGUGGUUCACCACCAGAUCAGUGUCCUUUUGAAAAUUCCUACGUCGUAAACUACGUGGAAAACUACUUAAGUUACUACAUCGGAAACUACGAAGUAGUUGAUGAAAUUGCGUGUCUUAAAACAAAAAUGUGGUGUAAAUAGUUGUUUUUUUACUUAUUAAAAAGAACCUUUAAUUUCAGAAAGAGUUUCUACUAAUCUGUAAACAUAAUCAUCAAAUUCAUAAACGUAAUCAUUAUCGAAACAGUUUUCUGAAAAAUUAGUUAAUUACUUCAUUGCAAAUAGUCGAAAUAGAAAAUUGUGCGUAUUUGGAGGGAAAUAGGAAACUUGUGAAAAAAUAGAAAACUAGAAAAAAUAGAAAAAUAGAACUUCGAGUUCGUAGACCAUGACGCGCUUCUGGCAUGGCACACUAGAUUAAACAGUUCUGCCGCUUAGUUUGUACUUUUGCUAUAUUCACUUCGGACCACUUAUUUUAAAUAAUUCACUUUUCACUAAGUUAUUUAGGUUAUUUAUGUACAAAACUCUGAGCGACAGCCUUGAAAUCAAGAAUGAAUACUGCGCCAUGGAGAAUAGAGAUAAAGAGAGCGAAGUAGUGUAACAGAAAAUUAGCAGAUUUUUUUUGUAUAAUAACAAAUACAAUUCAUCCCGUGCGCGGCGCUAGUGUGGCCCAUAUAAAUGGCCGUCGGCUAUGUUGACAUGUUGUCAAAAAACACAUUAACGAAAAUGGCGGUAAUUUUUGCGUCUUAUAAACUCUGCGAUCGACAUGUCAAAUUAUGGCGGCCAUAUUCCUCUCUUGUUUCGCGUUUUAUUCGUUGAAGGAGAGCCCACAAUAGGAUUUGAGGAACCGACAUAGCAUUGACUUGACGUAGAAUUGAUAUAUCAGUAGCGUGGACGUGGUGCGCGCGCAAGUAUUGCUCACUGUUUACUGCUAUGCGUCGUUCCCGUUCCGCUAUUCCAGAGAAUCAAGGUGAUUUUUUAACGACUCAUUUUUUAAUUUCUUGGAUUUCAUCGAAAAAAUCAAAACGUGAGUCGACAAUUUUAAUCUUGAUUCUCCGGAACAGCGGAGCGCGAACGACGCAUAACAAUAAACAGUUGGCAAUAUAUGCGCGCGCAUCGCGUCCACGUUAUUGCUAUGUCAAUUCUACAAGGCUACGCCGGUUCAUCAAAUCCUAUUGUGGACUCUCCUUGAAUGGCCAAAAUAAUAUGGCUGCAAAUAUAGUUAAAGAUUUUAAAGGUCACUGUUCUUUUUUUAAGUUUUUGUUUGGAAUAACCUAGUGAAAAGUGAAUUUAUUAAAAUAAUCACUACUUUUUCAUUUGUCACAAGUUCCAUCAAAAUGAGUAUAAAUUUUAAUUUUGAACAAUUCAAAUAUUUGAUAAACUAAACUUUGAGGAAAUCUUAAAUUUGAAUAAUAUCUCAGUAAAGUGAAAACCAAUUUAUGCAGAAAACUAAAUGGUUUUAUGUAUAUUUCUGUGCCUUAUUUAUGUUUCUAAGAACUUUAUUUCUGAAAUUUGAAAACCUUUUUCAAUAAUAAACAAACUUUUUACAACAAACGUUUUACCACGUCCCGUCGUAGUAAAAUACGUCAGGAACGGCGUCGUAUUGGAAAUGAUGUAGUAACUACAUCAUUUCCAAUCCUAAUUCCAGAAGUACUUUACAAUGUAGGAAUUUUGAAAAGGAUGAUUCGAAAGCAGACAAUUUGCCUGCUUCAGAGUAAGAAGGAGAUGUUUCCACAUGCCAAAUGUGUUACGCUUUUAAUCAAAGCGUUUUUUAAGAUACCUCAUUUUUUUAAAGUAAGGCUCAGUUUAACAAAGCACACCAAAAACAAAGUGACUAUAGUGGAAGAAGCUUCAGCUAGAGCUUUUGUCAAUCCAGUGACGAUUUUGAUAUACAUUCCUUUGUUAAAAAUGAGAGUAUCCAGUGUUUAGCUUAUACACAGCAUUCUGGGACGCUCUAAUUUAAAAUCCAAGGUUCGAUUUUAAUGUUUGGUCUCGAUGACAGGGUUUUCUACUGAUUAAUUCGGAAGUUCGCCAUUCGAUUUGAAGAAUGAGGACUUGGAAAAAAGAAUAAAAACCGCUGGUUGGUUAUCCUUGGCUGAUUUGUAAAUAAAUAAGUUGCCAGUGGCGAAUACAGUAUUUCGAGCAUACUGUUCGUUGUCUCGUGUAUAAUAUCAUGUUUUUUAUUUAAAAGCGAUAAUACGAAUUCAGAAAAAUAAUUUUUCAAAAGAAAAAUGUCUUUAGAGUCUGUAUUGUGAAAUGGUGCUCAACCCAUCACACAAAUGAUACGAAUGAAAAUUAGCAAUUAAGAAACUUGUUUAAUCGUCUCUAAACUUCGGCAGUUUAAUUUCUUAUACGAGCUCCUCGAUUGCGAAUAAUAAAAUAACUUGCCAAGCUAAUUUCGAUAAUAAAUUAGAUAGCAUCGAUCGUGUGCAAGAUGGGAUUUUGAUAUAAGUUUUAUGUAAAAUUUUCUAGUGAAAUGUAACUUGACUACUUAUUGUAAGCCGACGUUUUUCGAGUCACGGUGCUGAUCCGUGUGUUUUUGUAAAUAGUUCAUUAGCUCUCGUAUUUAGAGGGUAGUAUAGAUUUACUAUUUUUUUUGUGAGUAGAUUUAGUGCUUGUAACGUAAUAUUUUUCUAGUGGUGUAUUUGACAGUGCGAGUUCUGUGUAUGGGAUAUUCAUUGAUCGUGAGUUCUGUAACUUUGUAAGAUUUAUAUUUUUUAUAAAAUUAUUUAUUCUGUACCUCAUAUGAGAACAAUAAAACUUCAAAGUGGUACCAAGAAA
This is a messenger RNA of Belonocnema kinseyi, 5446 nucleotides long. RefSeq names its product angiotensin-converting enzyme-like. Gene Ontology annotation, molecular function: peptidyl-dipeptidase activity; metallopeptidase activity. Gene Ontology annotation, cellular component: plasma membrane. The record is from RefSeq and is a predicted model, not a curated record. The transcript is spliced from 13 exons. The coding region runs from base 323 to 2428 and encodes 701 amino acids. Lineage: Eukaryota; Metazoa; Arthropoda; Insecta; Hymenoptera; Cynipidae. Gene Ontology annotation, biological process: proteolysis.